Messenger RNA from Carassius auratus (goldfish), 991 nucleotides. Its product is annotated as proteasome subunit alpha type-6-like. The transcript has 7 exons. The record is from RefSeq and is a predicted model, not a curated record. Gene Ontology annotation, biological process: ubiquitin-dependent protein catabolic process. Gene Ontology annotation, cellular component: proteasome core complex, alpha-subunit complex; proteasome core complex. Lineage: Eukaryota; Metazoa; Chordata; Actinopteri; Cypriniformes; Cyprinidae. The coding region runs from base 117 to 857 and encodes 246 amino acids.
GUCAUCUCACCCGGAUGUGAAUGUUGGAGCCGGUGCUAUAAUUUCCGGUGUACAACAGAGCAGUGUGGUCAGAUCUGUUUACAAAAUUUAAUAUUAAACAGUAAAUCUCUCGCAUUAUGUCCCGAGGCUCGAGCGCGGGGUUUGAUCGACACAUCACCAUCUUUUCUCCUGAGGGGAGACUCUAUCAAGUCGAAUAUGCAUUUAAGGCCAUUAAUCAGGGAGGUCUUACAUCAGUAGCUGUUCGAGGGAAAGACUGCGCCGUUGUUAUUACUCAAAAGAAAGUUCCAGAUAAGCUUUUGGAUGAAUCCACUGUCACUCAUUUAUUCAGAAUAACAGAAAAUAUUGGCUGUGUGAUGUCAGGCAUGACAGCUGACAGCAGGUCGCAGGUGCAGAGGGCGCGAUAUGAAGCUGCUAACUGGAAGUAUAAAUACGGCUAUGAGAUCCCAGUAGACAUGCUGUGCAAGCGCAUUGCAGACAUCUCACAGGUGUACACACAGAACGCAGAGAUGAGGCCACUGGGCUGCUGUAUGAUUGUGAUUGGCGUGGAUGAGGAGCUGGGGCCGCAGGUCUAUAAAUGUGAUCCUGCAGGUUAUUACUGCGGCUUCAAGGCCACUGCUGCUGGGGUGAAACAAACAGAAGCAACAAGCUUCCUGGAGAAAAAGGCAAAGAAGAAAUUGGAUUGGAAUUUUGACCAAACAGUAGAGACUGCAAUAAGUUGCCUGACUACCGUUCUGGCCAUUGACUUCAAGCCUUCAGAGCUGGAGAUCGGGGUCGUUACCACAGAGGAGCCCAAGUUCAGAAUUUUGUCAGAGUCGGAGAUUGACACCCACCUCAUGGCCCUAACUGAACGGGAUUGAGAAGAUUGUACCCUGUGACAAAUAAAAGUCCGAGAAUUACAAUCACGUCAUCAAUAUUCAGGUCAACUGAUGUUUUUUUGCUGUUUAUUUAGCUUUUUCUUGUAACAGUACAAUAAAAAAAAAAGUUUUGGAAA